AUGGAAGAAGCGGAUGUUAUCCUUGGUUUUAGGAUAAAGAAAGGGAAUGGCUCAAUAAGUUUAGCACAAUCGCAUUAUAUUAAGAAAGUGAUUAAGAAGUUUAGUGGGUUGGAUAGUUCUCUCAUGUCUACUCUAAUGGACCUAAAUGUUUCUUUGGUUCCAAAUGGAGGAGGUCUGGUUUCACAAUUGGACUAUGCUAGAUUGGUUGGAUGUAUGAUGUAUGCUAUGACAAGCACUCGACCGGAUAUAGCGUUCGCCGUAGGCAAGCUAUGUAGGCGUACUUGUAAUCCAAGUAUGAAUCAUUGGCAAUCUCUAAGUCGUGUUCUAAGGUAUUUGAGGAAAACCAUGGAUUAUGGUAUGGUUUACAAAGGAGUAGAUCCUUCGAAUUUAGAAGGGUAA
Messenger RNA from Chenopodium quinoa (quinoa), 399 nucleotides. RefSeq lists its product as uncharacterized. Lineage: Eukaryota; Viridiplantae; Streptophyta; Magnoliopsida; Caryophyllales; Amaranthaceae. The coding region runs from base 1 to 399 and encodes 132 amino acids. The record is from RefSeq and is a predicted model, not a curated record. The transcript has a single exon.